AGCCACAAAAAGUAAUUAUAUCCUUAUAAAUAUGGAAUAUGUAAAUUACAAUGUUGUCCGUGUCACUCUUUUUUCGAACUGAGAAUCUGAUCGAGUUUGCAUCAGGAAGUGUGUAGUUAUUCCUCUCAAGGCGAUGAAAACUUCAAUUUGCCUCUUGGCCAGUAAACUAUGUUGUUCCUGAAAGUUGGAACCAAGCCUAAAUAACUUCACCAUGGAAACAUGUUUUUCCAUCUUUAUUCCCCCCUCACCUAAUUUCUGUGUUACAUUUGUUUGAUGUGAUAUUUGGAUUGCAUUUGCAGUAGAAUAGAGGUUAUUAGCCCCUGGCACAAAGAGGUGUUUUUGACAGACAAGUGAAUGACAGAAAAACUUAUUCUUUCUAUGCAGGUGGGUGGGGAGGACUGGUUGAGCAGGUGAGUUCAGACUGAAAGUUCUCUCCCUAACAGGUGCAUGGAGACGCUACAACAAGAGGGAAUAUGAGAGUCAGUCCUCAUUUUCCAUGCUAAACAUUUAUGCAAAAUCCAGCAUGUUGCUGAGUGUGAAAACAAAUACAGACUUAAGCCUGGAUAUUUGCAUGAGAUUGGAUGUUUAUGAGGGGUAACUGCAGCAGUUUCAUCUUAGUACGCCUUCAAAUAUAUGUAUGUAGCCUAUAUGCCUAUAUGUGAUUUUAUGUAAUGUACAGGCCAACAUAAAUUUACCAUAGUAUCCAAAAUACCUCCCAGUUACUGCUUGAAAAUGAUUAAUAUUGAAUCUGAACAGCUUGAUAAACUUCUUUUUCUUUUUUUCUUCAGAUUACAGUAGUGGAAAUGAUCUUUGUAUGCUUGUUUUUAAUCACGUUUAGUGUUCUUCUUGGUGAUUGUGUCUGUUCAAUUUAAUUAAAUUCAAUUUAUUUCUUUAGCCCUUUGCACAAUCCAUAUUGUUUCAAAGCAGCUUGCAGAAAAUAGAGCUUCACAAACCCCCUGUGAAUGAACCAAAGGGGACAGUCGCAUGGAAAAACUCCCUAGGAUAGUUAGGUAGGAUGAGGUAGAAACCUUGGGGAAAACUAGGCCCAACAGAGAGAAGUAGGCAUACACUGUCUCUGGCUGGCACAUAUUUAACUAAUAUUUACAAAAAUAUAGUCAUAUUUAUUAGCACACAAUUGUUAAUAGACUCGGAACGUCAAAAUUUAUUAAUUGCCACUUGGGGGAAACUGGAGGAAAAAAAAUGGUCAAAAUUAUAAAAGGAAUAAUAAAUUAAUGACAAAUUAAUACCUCUAAAUAUGCUUAAAUAAAUAAAUAACAUCAUGUACUUAUGUAAAUUAGGCUACUUGUACUAUAAAUUUGCAAUAAAUCAAAAAAUAACACGUGUAGUAACCUGAGAGCAAUAUGGCGGAAACUGUGGUUUCCAAGGUAAACUUUUGUAAAGGAGGUGCUGUAUGAGGCCACGACAUUACUUUUAAUUGAAUUUUAAUUUCGUUGAAGGCAAUAAAUAUGGAUAUUGUACAUAUUUAACGGUUAAUGAGUUGAAGGGCGUCAAAUAGUCGACAGGUGAGGUGCAGGUAGAUUGACCUCAGCUAGCUGAACUCGUGCCGGAGGCGGGCGCGUGCCAGCAGUUGUCAUGUAAAACGGCGUGUUUCAGGUCUGUCCGCAUAGUGCGCUGACAGGUUCACGAUACAAUGGCACAAUGAGGAGCUCCACACUGCCACUGUUUGCUCGGUUUCACUUGAACCCUCCAGGUGAUGUCACAGUGCGAGACCCGCGUAACAGGAUCGGGGACAUUUCUCCCCUAUUUAAACCUGACACAUACUGUAGAGCGCGCGGCUGUGGAUGCGUUUUUGAGAGGGAUCCCAUCAUUCCCGUCCUUUGACAAAAUGGCAGGCGUGUUUUCCUACGAGAGCUCUGAAGUGGACUGGUGUGAAGACAACUAUAAACAUUCAGAGAAUGUUGUGGAAUAUUUCAACACGAUGAGCAGUUUUAUCUUCUUUGUGAUCUCACCCAUAAUGCUCUACCUGCUGCACCCAUAUGCCAAGGAAAGAAACCUGGCUGUGCAUCUGGUCUGGAUCAUGAUGGUCUUUGUAGGUCUUUUCUCCAUGUAUUUUCAUAUGACUCUGAGUUUUAUGGGCCAGAUGCUGGACGAGCUGUCAAUCCUGUGGGUUUUGGCUAUUGGCUACUCCCUGUGGUUCCCACGCAGGCACUUCCCAUCUUUUGUUAAGGACAGGAGAACGUUCUCUCGUUUGGUCCUGAUCAUCACUGUCAUAAGCACUGUGUCCUCUUUUGUCAAACCUACAGCCAAUGCCUACGCUCUCAACUGCUUUGCUAUCCAUAUCCUCUACUCUCUAUUUAUGGAGUUAAAGAGUUGCACAGAUGAGCGAGUGCUGCGUCUGGCCUGGGCGUCCACUGGCCUGUGGGUUCUGGCCAUCUCCUGCUGGAUUAGCGAUCGCUUCGGCUGCAGCUUCUGGCAGAAACUGGACUUUUGUUAUCUGCACGGUAUCUGGCACAUUCUGAUUGUGGUGGCCACAGCUUAUGGCAGCACUUUGAUCGCUUACCUGGAUGCUAGUCUGGAGAUCCCUUAUUCCCUCCCUGACCUGCAGUACUGGCCACGGAAUAACUGGGCCAUUGGACUGCCUUACAUAGUCCUCAAAGGAACCACAAAGACCCGGAAAAGAUGCUAGCAGGCACAACAAGAUGAACAGAUACAAUCUCAUUUUUAAAGCUGCUCGGUGUAGCGCUAAUCUAGGAUCAACCUUUACCGUUCAAAUCUUAGUGAAUACAUUUAUACGGACAGAAAGGAGCUGAUCCUAGAUCAGUACUCUGAGACUCCAUAGGUUAAUGUGAGCACUGAAGAGAAACUGGUUAUAUGAAAUACAUGUUGUAAACCUGAAACUGAAGUAUGUGUGUGUGAAUGUUUCCAUGAAAGUGACUGUUUGUAUUCUCGUCUUUACAAACAACAUGCUGUUAUGUGAAAAUGAAUAUUUGCACUGUUUUGACAAGACUGAAUGUAUGUACAUUCUGUAUUUUACUUGAUUUACUCAAUAUGAAAAAAUGUCAUAAGCAACUACUUGAAUCAUGGGUGAAACUUGAAUGAUUAAAAUGUAAAUAUGUUAUAUUACUAGUCUGAUCAGAAGAGGAAAAGUUAUGCUGCCUGUUCAAUGUGAGAUCUGAAUGAUUUUCUCACAGUAAAUGGUGUAAACAUUUGUUUACAAAUGUAAUAACUGGGAUUAUGUGCAUUUUGGUGUGGGAUUUUUAAAUCUAAUGCUAUUUUACUGUAUUUUUUUUUUGUUAAAAAAAAACUUUAUAUAUUAUAUAUCUAUACAUUGUAUGCUAACUUCUAACCACCUCAUUGUGUGAUAUUGUGUUUACUGAUGAUGGACAGUUCAAUGGCAUCACUGUGGAAAAGACUGAUGUGACACGAAACUAAUGAUGAUAUAUGGAUAUAUUUUUAUAUAAAUUAUGAAUACUGGGACAUGUAUUUGGUGUGAGAAUUUAUUUAAGGGUUUGUUGUCAUUUCAAAGUAUUUCAAAGAAGCACCAUGAGAUACACACUAAAAUAAAAGUCAAUAAAAUAAAA
Messenger RNA from Ctenopharyngodon idella (grass carp), 3542 nucleotides. RefSeq names its product alkaline ceramidase 1 (gene acer1). Gene Ontology annotation, biological process: ceramide metabolic process. The record is from RefSeq and is a predicted model, not a curated record. Gene Ontology annotation, molecular function: hydrolase activity, acting on carbon-nitrogen (but not peptide) bonds, in linear amides. The transcript has 7 exons. The coding region runs from base 1715 to 2647 and encodes 310 amino acids. Gene Ontology annotation, cellular component: membrane. Lineage: Eukaryota; Metazoa; Chordata; Actinopteri; Cypriniformes; Xenocyprididae.